GUAUUGAGAAGCGGGCAACCCCAAUUCGACUUGAUAUCUUUGAAAGACCUCCAGAAAGUUGAGGCCGCCCAAAUGGUGUUGCGCGGAAGGCCAUUCCUGCUUAGAGUCCUGCACAGGGCUGGGUUUACACACGAAGAGCAUCGCAGCAAAUAACAACUGCAAGACUUAUGGCACCGCGCAGGUUGUGGGCGCUGCAAGUAUCCACGCUGGGCGGGAAAGGGAGACUGGAAAGCACGACCGAGCCGAGAUGAUUGGUUUGUCGGAGCGUGGUGAUGAUGGUCCCCCAUUCAACCGCUUCCACGAACUGCCGAUGGAAUUGCAAUUCACCGUCUGCGGCUCCGUCCUAUGCGCCGAAGGACACACUCCCUCUACUCGCCAUCCAUACGCUAUUCGACACUUCGACUACCAAAUGCCGUCUAUUGUCAAAGUCAACCAUGGACUUCGUGGGCAUACGUUGAACCUCUACCAUCUGACACACAUCUUCGAACUCGAGAAUGGCAGCAGCUACUCUGCACUUCGGUUUGAACGGUGGUUCACGAAAACGUCAAACGAAGCUCUAGCUUACUUCCGCAGAAUCAAGCUGACAAAGGCUUUCACGAAAGUAUGCCCGGACAGAAACUUCUGCGUGGCGUCUGUGCUCUUGACGUUCAACCUCAAGCUAAGGACGGUCGAUGGCAAGGUUGUUACCUGGGACGUCGGCUGUCGAGCUGGUGACGCAUGGAUCAAGAAGGUGACGGAUUUAGCGCGGGUUCGGCCGGAGGGCAGCGGCGGUGCGAUGCUUACGAAGGAGAGAUUGAGGGAAUUGUGGGAGCUUUGCUAAACCGGCUGAGUUUAGCAUCGGUUAGGAGAACUGGUGUUUAGGUGUCUUCGGGGCGGUAAUGUCAGGUGGCCGGUCAUCUCUUCCUUUCGCCGGUGACUGGG
Messenger RNA from Baudoinia panamericana UAMH 10762, 921 nucleotides. RefSeq lists its product as uncharacterized. Lineage: Eukaryota; Fungi; Ascomycota; Dothideomycetes; Mycosphaerellales; Teratosphaeriaceae. The transcript is spliced from 2 exons. Bases 248 to 820 code for a protein of 190 amino acids. The record is from RefSeq and is a predicted model, not a curated record.